Molecule: messenger RNA, 1197 nt
Organism: Gracilinanus agilis (Agile Gracile Mouse Opossum)
Lineage: Eukaryota; Metazoa; Chordata; Mammalia; Didelphimorphia; Didelphidae
Product: arylacetamide deacetylase-like
Exons: 5
Coding region: 1-1197 (398 amino acids)
Cellular component (GO): membrane
Molecular function (GO): carboxylic ester hydrolase activity
Source: RefSeq, a predicted model, not a curated record
AUGGGAAGCAAAUCUCUGUGGCUCCUCCUUGCUGGUGUCCUCCUGGCCUAUUGUCUGUAUACUCCGCUCCCAGACAAUAUCGAGCCCUCAUGGAAACUGAUGUUGACCUGCGCUUUCCUCAGGAUCCAAACACAUCUGGCACCACUUUUGGAAAUGCUGGGAUUUAGGCCUUUUCUGUUGUUGGAUGUCCUGGAAGUACCACCAACCUCAGAUGAAAAUGUCACAGUGACAGAUACCCUGUUCAAUAACAUUCCAGUCCGGGUCUUUGUGCCAAAGCAGAAGUCGUCUACACUGAGGAGGGCUGUGUUUUAUAUUCAUGGUGGUGGCUGGGCCAUAGGAAGUGCCGCUUGGGCCCCUUAUGAUGACCUGGGAAGACAAAUGGUGGAGAAUCUUGAUGCUGUGGUCAUAUCAUCUAACUACAGAUUGUCACCCCAGUAUCACUUCCCAACUCAGUUUGAAGAUGUAUAUGAUGCUUUAAGGUGGUUCUUGAGGAAGAAAGUCCUUGCUGAGUAUGGUGUGGAUCCUGCCCGCAUCUGUGUUGCAGGAGACAGUGCUGGAGGGAAUUUAGCUGCAGCUGUGAACCAGAAGCUGCUGGAUGACCCAGAAGUCACGAUCAAAGUCAAGAUUCAAUCUUUAAUUUAUCCUGCUCUUCAGGCCCUUGAUAUGGACUUGCCAUCAUAUCGAGAAAAUGCCCAUUUGCCAUUCCUGACAAAGCACCAAAUGAUUCUCUUUUGGAGCAGAUAUUUCACCUCAGAUAAGGUAUUAGAAGAAGCCAUGGUUGCCAACCAACAUACACCUGUGGAUUCCAGCCAUCUCUUCAAGUUUCUUAACUGGAGUACCCUGCUUCCUGAGAGGUUUAUAAAAGGACAUGUGUAUAGGAACUCAAUUCAUGGACCUUCUGACCUUGCAAAAAAGUAUCCAGGAUUUCUAGAUGUCAGAGCAUCCCCCCUAUUAGCUGAAGAUUCUAUGUUAAAGGGUUUACCUUUGACCCAUAUCCUCACCUGCCAGUAUGAUGUCUUAAGAGAUGAUGGACUCCUGUACAUCUCCCGCCUUAGGGCUGCAGGAGUCCAGGUAGUCCAUGAACAUGUGGAAGAUGGGUUCCAUGCAAUCCUGUUAUAUAGCAGUUCAGUAAUGAAUCUUAAAGCAAGUCUUAGGGUAGUGAACAAGUAUCUGAAGUGGCUAAAGGAGAAUCUCUAG